AAAUCAGUUAGCGCAGUAAGUAAGUUGAUAGCGUUCGAUACCUUCACGGAAAAGCGUCGCAACGAAUCGGAACGCGUAGUACAAAUUGAAAAUGGCAACCCAACAAAUUGUCGAAGGUGCUCAGAUGGGAUACGUGUUUCCCUUGAUGUUACCAUUGAUCACCGCUUCGGUUGUGCUAUCUUUGUUUUAUUAUUGGAUGCAAAAUAGACGCAUUGCCAAAUUGGGAAAUUUAAUACCCGGACCUCCCACACUGCCACUGUUAGGAAAUGCUCAUAUUGUAAUUGGAAAGAAUCAUAAUGAAAUUAUGGAGCUUGCUCUGAAGCUGGGAAAGAAAUAUACAAACGUGGCGAGAGUUUGGAUCGGUCCGAAACUGGUGGUCAUUUUGACGAAUCCAUCGGACAUUGAGAUUAUAUUGAACAGCAACGUCUAUAUUCAAAAGUCGGACGAAUAUCGUUUCUUCAAACCAUGGUUGGGCAACGGUCUGUUAAUCAGCAACGGUGAUCAUUGGCGAUCCCAUCGUAAGUUGAUUGCUCCAGCUUUUCAUCAGAACGUGCUGAAAUCGUUCGUGGGAACGUUUAACAGCAACAGUCUGAAUGUGGUGAAACGAAUGGAGAAAGAGGUGGGCAAAGUGUUUGACAUUCAUGAUUACAUGAGUGAAACAACGGUGGACAUAUUGCUAGAAACGGCAAUGGGUCACAAACGAAUGGGAGAAAAUGACGAUGGAUUUAAAUAUGCCAUGGCUGUUAUGAAAAUGUGCGAUAUUUUACACGCUCGACACAUUAAAGCCUAUCUGAGAUUCGAUUCUGUUUUCAAUUUGACAAACGUGAAAAAACAGCAGGAAAAACUGCUAUCAAUAAUUCAUGGCUUAACCAAAAGGGUUAUCAAGGAGAAAAAAGCGCUUUACGAAAAAAAUCUGAGCGAAGGUAAUGUUCCAUCGCCAUCACUAGCCGAAAUUAUUGCCGAUGAUUAUGUGGAAAAAACACCAACAAAAAAAGUCGAAGGUCUUCGUGACGAUCUGGAUGAUAUUGAUGAGAAUGAUGUCGGUGAGAAACGUCGGCUUGCUUUCCUCGACCUGAUGAUCGAAGCGGCAAAAAAUGGUGCAAAUUUGAAUGAUGAUGAAAUCAAAGAGGAAGUGGAUACUAUCAUGUUCGAGGGACACGAUACAACAGCAGCCGGUUCCAGUUUCGCCCUAUGUUUGAUGGCAAUACAUCAGGAUGUGCAAUCCCGUGUCUAUAAAGAGCUAAAGUCAAUAUUCGGCGAUUCGUCGAGGGAAUGUACAUUCGCCGAUACGAUGGAAAUGAAAUACUUGGAAAGGGUUAUACUCGAAUCGCUCCGUAUGUACCCUCCAGUUCCGAUGAUCGCCCGGAAGAUCAAUGAAGACGUGCAAUUGGCAUCCGAAAACUAUGUACUUCCUGCCGGAUGUACCGUUGUUAUCGGUACAUUUAAAGUACACAGACGAGAAGAUAUCUAUCCGAAUCCGGAAGUUUUCAAUCCGGACAACUUUUUGCCGGAACGAACCCAGAAUCGACACUAUUACAGUUUCAUACCGUUUAGUGCCGGACCGAGGAGUUGUGUAGGUCGCAAGUACGCGAUGAUCAAGUUGAAAAUUCUGAUUUCAACCAUAUUGAGAAACUACAGGGUCAAGUCCAAUUUGAAGGAGAGCGAUUUUCGGCUUCAAGGAGACAUUAUAUUGAAGCGGUCUGAUGGGUUCAGGAUCGAAAUAGAGCCAAGGGUUGGUUGAUUUAAAUUAAUUGGACAAAUUAUCUUUUUCUAUUUUAAAUAAUCGAAUAUCUACAGAAAAUAAAAUCGAAAAAUGUGCAAUUUUCAGUCGAGUCAAAUUGUAUAAAACGUCAUCGAGCUCGGAAAGAUACUAGUGACUCUAUUAGGCGUUUUGUUGGACUGGAAUAAAAUGUGUUCUUCAAUUGAUUAGAUGGAUGGCUGAAAUAAAUCAAUAAUGUAAAACAAAACGAAACUUGUCGGCACAAACGUACUUACUACGUCCGACUCGUUUUUGUUGCAUAUUACUGGUUUAUUCAUCCACCCACUGUAAUUCAUUUUUGGAACAGGACGUUAACUAAUUCAACAAAACGUGUAACAAAUUCGCUUGUAUGUUUUACGUGCUGAAUUGCGUGAAUUCGUGUUGACCAGUGCACAUUUUUCACAUUUAUUUUCUGUAUAGUAACAUAAAGUACACAAAUAUACGAUAUAGUCGAAUGUAUUGCACGAUUCUGUAAAAAAAUACAAAAAUUUUCUUACGAUCUCAUUGUUAACUUUUGCAAAUGAACUAAUUGAACGGUAUUGGACGAUCUAUUUUUAAAAUAAGAAUUAAACGAUUUGUAAUAAUGA
This is a messenger RNA of Bradysia coprophila, 2346 nucleotides long. Its product is annotated as cytochrome P450 4g1-like. Gene Ontology annotation, molecular function: heme binding; iron ion binding; oxidoreductase activity, acting on paired donors, with incorporation or reduction of molecular oxygen. NCBI's taxonomy places the organism in Eukaryota, Metazoa, Arthropoda, Insecta, Diptera, Sciaridae. The record is from RefSeq and is a predicted model, not a curated record.